GACCUACCCACUCACAGCAGAGGCACACGCCAAGUAGUAGCACGAGCACUACAGAUAAGAAUGAGAAUGCCAAUAUCUUCACAGACCUAUCAGCACCAGCACAAAGAAAACCUCCUAAACCGAGGGGAAUUAACUGGAAAUCCCAUAUCGGAGAGCAGCUUAAUUUGUGGGAAACGUCUAACUCUACGUCCUCAUCUGGACCCAGCGUAGAGGACCUAGGAGAAGAACAACAAGUCGCUUGCGGUGGCGACGGAGAGAACGUUAAUGCGGCAACUUCUAGAUCUAGCAAGAAAGAUCAUGUUCGUGACCCUAGAAGUAUUGCAUCUACUCAUGAUUUUGAUUUGUCAGUCUCAGGAGGACAGUCGCCUUCGUCUACAACAGAGGGACACGCAGCUAGAGCUGGAGCUGCAUUGCCACUCCGAACAAAAUCCUCACGUUCACGAGAUGUUGAGAAUUCGCGUUUCCCCGAGCGAUCUCUUUCGUCUGGUGAGCUUACUCGGUCUGUCGAGGGGAAGACGUCCCGCACCCGAGAGGGGUUCCGAGAUGAGGACGAUGCUGUUGCUGGAGGUCUAGCAGAAAUGAUUAAGCAUGAACAAGAAGCAUUUGAAGACAGAUCGUUGGCGGGUGAAACGAACGAAGUUUUAGUCUGGUCAAGUACGGAGGCCAAUGUCGGUAACCAUGAGACAGCUGAGUCGAAAUUGCUUCCGGCCAAUCAUUCGCCUGUGGGAGUGACCUCCAGCCGAUCUUGCUCCUCUAUAUAUUCGCGUGUUAAGGCAGCUAGUCGAUCUUUAUAAUCCCACGUGGAUUCAUUAUCCUGAGUGAUUUAUUCCCCCUAGAACAACUCAAGGGCAAUAAAGUAAGGAGAAAAAAGCAAAAGGCAACUCUUCACUCAAUCAGGAUAAGUGACUGAAUCAGGGAUACCUGUAUUAAGUGUCUGGCGUUAACAUCGGUUCGCGUGGUUCUGCGUCGGCUUCUUCUACAGAGAGUACCACGCCAAAGAAGCGAGUGAGCUGGAGCGACAGCAUGGAAGUUUUCGACAUCGUCUGUCCAACUGAUGCACACGGCAGAAUCCGUCGCAAGCUGCAGCAAGUUUUCGUGGUAUGCGGCCCUUCAGAUUCCGAUGAGGAUGCGGAAACGACGGCCAGGCGAGGACCAGAAACAACUCAGCAGGCGUGGAAAACAUUACGGGUAAGAAUACUACGUACUUCUACUUCCUUGGCUAUAGUUUUGGUUUAUUUACUAUCCACAAGGAAUGUCGUAUUAUAUCGAGCAUGUUAGGAUGAACAAUGAAUUAUAGGGUUCUGGGUCUAAAAAUGUGGGCUCAGCGCUUUUGUCGGCGAUCAUCGUACCGCGGUAAGCGAUCCUCCACUGAGCAGUGGACCAAGAAGGGGAAGAACAUCAAAGGGGUAGAUGAGAAGCGCGUUACAGGGCGAUCGGUUCCCAUCGGCUGGCACGUCAUUAAGGCAAACUUAGCAUCAUAAUCCCCUUAGAUCAUCAUGAUUCUUGCAACCCAGAGAGGAUACCCUUAGAUCAUGAUCGUUGCCAUCAAUUUUUCCAGGGGAACAGAACUAGCGUCGCCCAAAGUAAGAUAUGCCUCUCAGACUCAGCCAAGGAAGAUGUGACGCGGUACUUUGCUCUAAUAACAUGGCUGACACUGAGCCAGAUGCAGAUCUAGAGGAGUCUAGUGGGGCUGGGGACGACACUGCAGCAGACUUAGAAGAACAGGAGAUGGGAGAGUCUGGGACUGGAGAGAGUUCGAACCGGGAAUCUGAACAAGAAGAAGCGGAAGGGCGCAUUCUUCGGGGUCCUCUGCAUUCUGCAGAUUCAGCUUCGGGGAGAAAGCUCAGAGCCAUUCUGGAUUUCCUCGGUGAAGUGGAUAGGCGUCCCAGGUGUCGUGAAACUAAAGCCACCAGUCAAGACGAGCAUUUUUCUUCUUCCCGGCGACACAAACACAAUGUUGAGCAGAAUGAGAAACUGGUUGAUGAUCGUGAGAGGCGUGCUCCGUCCCUUAGACGGGGUCGGAGCGUGGAGGGAACGACCGCGGCGAGAGAAUCGCAAUCUUCAGGCUCCUCGUCUGAGAGGACACAGAGACGGAACAAAUUUGUCUCUGAGUCUUUAGCUUAAGACUGGUGGUUAACCAGGUGUGUCGCGUUAUAAGCUAGACUUGGAAAAUAUAGUCUACCUCGGUACUGCGGUUUUACUUGUUGAAGCUGGAGAAUGUAGUUAAUGAAGAUCAUUGCAGUGGCAAAGUGAUCCUAUUUGGAUCUUCUCUUAGAGCAUUUGAUACUGAAACGGACCAUCAGAGCACUUUUUGCUCCAGCUCUAACUUUGGGAUUCGAUUUGCUGCGCACUAGAAACCGAGACUCGUGGUAACGGCGGGUGCAAUUCGCCAAUCCAAUGCAAUCUUCCAUACGGGUGUAGUUGCUGUUGUAGCAUUAGUAUAACCCGUGAGGAAGGGGAAGAGGAGGCUUUGCGUUUCGCGAGCCCCAAUGAUUCUACUAGUGCAGGAAAUUUUUAUAGUGGGAACACAAGGAAAAAUGCCACGACCUCCGUUAAUCGCGCAUCAUCUACUGGCGCAAGUAGUAGUCUUGGACGUUCAGCGUCGAGGUCGGCGAGAACGCCUUGUUCGGGUGUGCAAGUAGUACUUCCCAUGUGCAACUCUACCGAUGUGCAGGGUACUACAACUUCUCACCUUUGUUCUGUAGUAACAAGUACAUCAACCGAAGAGCAAAGUAAUCCUCGGCAGGCACGUGCGUUAAUCGCGUCGGAAGUAUUCCUGCCUAGCAGUUGUACCUGCAGUAAUACGACCCAUGAGGUGGAGGCGGACCUCGAGCUAAAUCAUCAUUUAGUGGAUGAUGGGAUGAUGGUACCCGCAGCAUAUCAGCAAAACAUAAAUAACGCGGACUUGUGGUCUGACGCACCAGAGCUAUUUUUACGGAGAAGAUCAUCUCCCAGCACAUCCUCAACACGAACUUCCUCGAAGGAUCGAAAAAGUAGUGGUGCGUCAUCAUCUUCCGCCCAUAGACGUGGUAGUUCCUCGGAUUCUUCUCCGAGUCUCAGGUUUAACCACGAUAACCACUUGGAUAACAAAACUAAGAGUGGAAGUAGAUGGCAAGUAGAUGGCGGUGACACGACAUCAAUACCAAUUAUAGAAGGAAGAUCUUUUUUUACUUCACAACAAGAGGAUCAGUCUGGUUGGAUGGCAUCCUGGAUCUCUUCCUGGAUGCAGCUUUCUCCGCCAUCCUGCUGCACCACCGUGCAUUUUCCGCGUGAUCGAUAUCAUCGACUUGCGUCACUGCGGAGCCCUGUGAAAAUAGAGGCUCCAGAGGCAAGCGAUUCCAGUAUGCCUGCGUUUGUUUAA
Messenger RNA from Amoebophrya sp. A25, 3361 nucleotides. The record is from the annotation of a GenBank genome assembly. Lineage: Eukaryota; Dinophyceae; Syndiniales; Amoebophryaceae.